Molecule: messenger RNA, 917 nt
Organism: Caenorhabditis sp. 36 PRJEB53466
Lineage: Eukaryota; Metazoa; Nematoda; Chromadorea; Rhabditida; Rhabditidae
Source: the annotation of a GenBank genome assembly
AUGGACGAUAUCAGCCGAAGAAACGCGUACCGCUUCGUCGCCUACUCGGCCGUCACCUUCUCGGUGGUCGCCGUGCUUUCGGUAAGCCUCCCGUCCAUGCCACCCAUCCCAUCAAGCACGUUUUCUAGCUGUGCAUCACUCUUCCAAUGGUCUACAACUACGUGCAUGGCAUCAAGAGCCAGAUCAAUCACCAGAUCUCGUUCUGCCAGCACUCUGCCCGCGACAUCUUCUCCGAGGUCAACCACAUCCGUGCCAACCCGAACAACGGAACUCUGCGCGAGAAGAGACAAGCGGAUCAGUGCGCCGGAUGUUGUCUUCCGGGAGCCGCCGGACCAGCGGGAACUCCAGGAAAACCGGGACGUCCAGGACGUCCAGGAGCCGCCGGACUGCCAGGAAACCCGGGAAGACCACCAGCACAGCCGUGCGAGCCAAUCACCCCACCGCCGUGCCGCCCGUGCCCACAGGGACCACCAGGAGCCCCAGGAGCCCCAGGACCACAGGGAGAUGCCGGAGCUCCAGGAGCCCCAGGAUUCGGAAGCGGAGUCGGAGCCCCAGGACCCGCCGGACCAAAGGGACCAUCCGGAGCCCCAGGACAGCCAGGAAGAGCCGGAGCCCCAGGACAACCAGGAGCCGACGCCCAAUCCCAGUCUACCCCAGGACAGCCAGGAGCCCCAGGACCACAAGGACCACCAGGACCAUCCGGAGCCCCAGGAGCGCCAGGAGCACCAGGAUUCCCAGGAGCCCCAGGACCAAAGGGACCGUCCGGAGCGCCAGGAUUCCCGGGAGCCGAUGGAAACCCUGGAGCCCCAGGACAGCCGGGACAAUCUGGAGGAUCCGGAGAGCGCGGAAUCUGCCCCAAAUACUGCGCCAUCGACGGAGGAGUCUUCUUCGACGACGGAACUUUCCGCAGACGCUAA